Lindgomyces ingoldianus is the source of this 1130-nucleotide messenger RNA. RefSeq names its product histone-fold-containing protein. Gene Ontology annotation, cellular component: nucleosome. The record is from RefSeq and is a predicted model, not a curated record. The transcript is spliced from 3 exons. Bases 326 to 811 code for a protein of 161 amino acids. NCBI's taxonomy places the organism in Eukaryota, Fungi, Ascomycota, Dothideomycetes, Pleosporales, Lindgomycetaceae. Gene Ontology annotation, molecular function: protein heterodimerization activity; DNA binding; structural constituent of chromatin.
CGCUUUCACAGCUCUCUCUCGAUGAACCUGCCUUUCACUCCCAUGCGCAAUUGCACUGCACUCUUACACGAUAUCUCAAAAAUUCUUCGGUUGUUCGACAACCGUUGACGAGGGCAUUAUUUGCUCACGCUGCGACGAAGCAAACGCAUCUUGGCACUCCCGUACAUUCCGUGUAGACCAGAACGCGCGCGAUCCCCAGCCACCCCAUCAAGGACACUUAUACCGCGUUUGCGGGCGCAAGCCGAGCCGUCCCACCACUGAAACAGGUUUCUUCAAUCCCAUUGAGUGCUAGACUCGAGGAAUCGCACUUCUACAAUUCUGCAAUAUGCCACCAAAGGGUCAGAUCGUGCCAGCGAGGAAGAACGUUGCGCGACCGACGCGCGGAAGGGGAGGUGGAACGGGACGAGGUGGAGGAGUUGCGCGCGGACGAAGGAGCUCAGGAGUGCCCCCCCCGAGCAAGGCUGGAGAUCCAACACGCUACCCAGCUAAGAAACGCUUCAAGCCCGGCACCGUGGCCUUGCGCGAGAUCCGGAAAUACCAAAAGGGGACUGAGCUGUUGUUGCGAAAGUUGCCAUUUGCGCGAGUGGUCAAAGAAAUAGCGAAUAGGUACAACUGGGAUGAGCAGACAGGAAACAGCCUUCGCUGGCAAAGUGGCGCCAUUCAAGCUCUCCAGGAGGCAACUGAGGCCUAUCUUGUCAGCCUCUUCACCGAUGCCAACCUCUGCGCCAUUCACGCCAAACGCGUCACUAUUCAGCAGAAGGAUAUACAGUUAGCGAGAAGGUUGCGUGCUGCCUGGGGCAAUCCCGUCUGAGAGCAUGUUGCAGUUCUUAUGGCUCUUUCUUCAAUUCCUCUCAGGAGGUGAUCUUAAUGGGAGGAGUGGCGCGAACAACUUCUAGUGCAUGUCGCAGUUCAUUUAGGAGAGCGAUCCAAGCGUGAGGAUCCAUGAUAUCCACCUGGCGCAGCUUGAAUGGUUGAUUGGGAUUGGCUUCCGGCGGCGUUCCAAGGCUCAUCGGGGUUCAAUUGGUCUUGACUAUUAUUGAGCGUUGCGGUCCUGGAUUCCGGGUUUCUUUUCAGAUGUCAUAUCAAAUCUGUGUAUUACUGAGACGCAUUUUGGCAGUCAAAAUGAAAAC